AUGUCAUCAGAUUCUGUAUGUUUAUUAUCAUCACCAGAUCGAUCAAGUUCACCAUCAUUAAUAGAUCAGAUUGUUAAUGAUUGUGUAACAACAAAUCAGAUAUUUCAUGAUUAUACCGGUUCAUUAAUACAACAACCACGAUCGCCUGGAAAACGACAAUUAACUAUUGAAGAAUCACUUAUUACAACUAAUGAUCCUAAACGUCUUUGUAACAGUAAUUUUCGAGAACAGACUGAUUUGAAAAUAACUACACCAAAUAAUAUAAAUAGCCCAUCAUCAUUAUCAUCAUCUAUAUCAAAUUCCAUUGAUUCUCUAUCAAUUCCAUCCUCACCACCAUUAUCGGCCAAUGUAAUUAAUUGGUUAGCAGUUUUUUGGGCUAUGUCAAAUGAUGAUCGUAGUCGUGCAACUGAAGCACUUAUACGUACAUGUUCAACAAAUACUCUUCAAUUGAAUUAUAUUAGAAAUCAAAUAGAACCUUAUUUUCAACGUGAUUUUAUUCGUGAUCUUCCACGUGAAUUAGCAUUACAUGUAUUGAAAUAUUUACCAGCUCGUGAUGUUGCACGAGCAUCACGUACAUGUCGUGCUUGGUAUGAAACAUGUAAUGAUAUAUUAUUAUGGAAACGUUUAUGUAGAACAAAAUCUAUACCAUUAAAAAUUUCACAAACUAUAUUUGAUGAUAUUAUUGAUAAUCAAUGGAAACGUUCAUAUGCAUGUCAUAAACAUUUAGAAUAUGUAUGGCAACAUGGACAACCAUUACCUGAACCAUUAACAUUACGUGGUCAUGAAGAUUUUGUUAUAACUUGUUUACAAUUUGAUGGAAAACGUAUUGUAUCUGGUUCUGAUGACAAUUCAUUAAAAAUUUGGUCGGUUGCUACUGGACAAUGUGAACAAACAUUAAUUGGACAUAAUGGUGGUGUAUGGUGUAGUGAAAUGACAGAUGAUUUAAUUGUUAGUGGAAGUACAGAUCGAACAAUACGUGUAUGGAAUAUUAAUACAGGUGUCUGUCAACAUGUACUAUAUGGACAUACAUCAACAGUACGUUGUUUGGCAUUACAUGAUGAUAUUGUUGUAUCCGGGUCACGUGAUGCAACUGUUCGUGUAUGGAAUAUUCGUACAGGUGAACGUCUUCACAUGUUAAGUGGUCAUACAGCAGCUGUACGAUGUGUUUGUUAUAAUGGAAAAUAUGUAGUAUCAGGUGCAUAUGAUCAUACAAUACGGGUAUGGCUACCUGAUCAAGAACGAUGUGUACACACACUUGAAGGACAUACAAAUCGAGUAUAUUCACUUGUCUUUGAUGGUAAACAUAUUGUAUCGGGUUCAUUAGAUUGUAUGAUACGUGUAUGGGAUGUGGAACAAGGUACAUGUAUACAUCAAUUAACUGGUCAUUUAUCAUUAACAAGUGGUAUGCAAUUACGUGGAAAUAUUCUUGUUUCUGGUAAUGCAGAUUCAACUGUAAAAAUUUGGAAUAUUGAUUCUGGAAAAUGUUUGCAUACGCUUGCUGGACGUAAUAAACAUGCAUCAGCAGUAACGUGGGUUCAAGUUGUACUUAAUUAUGUUGUUAGUUCAGGGGAUGACGGAACUGUUAAAUUAUGGGAUUUAGCAACAGGAGAUUUUAUUCGAAAUCUUGUUACACUUGAAUCAGCUGGAAAUGGAGGUGUUGUCUGGCGUAUAAAAUGUACAGAUUCCGCAUUGGUAUGUGCAGCUGGAAGUCGUAAUAGCACUGAAGAUACAAAAGUGAUUAUGCUCGAUUUUGAUCGUACGACGAUCUGUUCAUAG
Molecule: messenger RNA, 1776 nt
Organism: Rotaria sp. Silwood2
Lineage: Eukaryota; Metazoa; Rotifera; Eurotatoria; Philodinida; Philodinidae
Source: the annotation of a GenBank genome assembly